AUGAAUGUACUUCAGUUGGUUAAACAAAUGGACACUCUUUCACCGAGAAUCCAAGCCUUAUUAAAAGAAAGUAAUCGUCUCAGGUGUAAUGAAGACAUAAAUAAUGGAUCUCCUUUUUCCCGCGACUCCUUAAAGGCUAGAUUGACUGACCUGGAAUUCCGUGUAACACAGAAUAAGGAGACAGAAAAGCCGUUUUCAGGGAAAUACGUAAAUGAGAGAUCACAGGGAAUAUAUAAAUGUGUUGUCUGUGGCUCAAAAUUGUUUAGCAGCGAAGCAAAAUUUUUCUGCAGUUGUGGUUGGCCUGCUUUUAAUAGUCCCAUAGAAUGUAAUUGUUUGACCUCAUCCAUUGAUUUGUCUUCAGGUGACGUCCGCGUAGAAGUUUCCUGCAAGCGAUGCAAUGCCCAUUUGGGACACGUGUUUGAUGAUGGACCAAAGCCUACAGGUCUUCGUUAUUGUAUUAAUUCUUGUGCUCUAGUUCUUGACCCCGAUCUUGAUAGUUCUUCUGAUUUAAAUGUGUCAGUUACUUGAUAUUUUGCUAUUGUUGGAUAAUGAUAUCCAUUGUAUGAAAUCUAGAAUUGUUCUGAUGUUGCAUUUCCAAUAACAUGCUUUUUCCCAAAGUCCUAUGAUAAAACUAAUAUUUCUGGUCCCUCCUGUCCUGUUUUUCUAAUUUGUAUUUUCUGAUUUUUAUUUGAAUUUACAAAGUCUUUUUUUAAUUUCCUAACUAAUUUUAAACUAUUUGUCUUUAAAUUUUAUGUUCAUGUUUAGUUGUAUGUGUAAAAAAAGGCUAUUUUUCAAUAGAAUAUGCAUUUCGAGUUCAUUGGUA
This is a messenger RNA of Schistosoma turkestanicum, 823 nucleotides long. The record is from the annotation of a GenBank genome assembly. Lineage: Eukaryota; Metazoa; Platyhelminthes; Trematoda; Strigeidida; Schistosomatidae.